This is a messenger RNA of Manis pentadactyla (Chinese pangolin), 3799 nucleotides long. It is a transcript of the gene SMTN, whose product is annotated as smoothelin. Gene Ontology annotation, cellular component: filamentous actin; microtubule organizing center. Lineage: Eukaryota; Metazoa; Chordata; Mammalia; Pholidota; Manidae. The record is from RefSeq and is a predicted model, not a curated record. Bases 219 to 3476 code for a protein of 1085 amino acids. Gene Ontology annotation, biological process: actin cytoskeleton organization. Gene Ontology annotation, molecular function: protein binding. The transcript is spliced from 22 exons.
GCUUGCAGAAUCCCGGGGACGGUUGCUGAGCGGGCCUGGGAUCCCGGUUGCAGCUCCUUCCGCCUGGGCGUUCCUAGUCUAUUUGUCGGAUCCCGAGCGACCUAACCUGAGCCCGCACUGGACGGGCGGGCUGGACUGAGAGAAUUUCCUGAGCUGGUGUCAGGUGGCACAGGCACUUGGGGAUCUCACCAGAAGGCACAGACAUAGGGGUCAGAGAGAUGGCAGACGAGGCCUUAGCCGGACUGGACGAGGGAGCCCUACGAAAGCUGUUAGAAGUCACAGCGGAUCUGGCAGAGCGGCGGCGGAUCCGCUCAGCCAUCCGGGAAUUGCAGCGACAGGAGCUGGAGCGCGAGGAGGAGGCCCUGGCAUCCAAACGCUUCCGUGCCGAGCGUCAGGACAACAAGGAGAACUGGCUGCACUCUCAGCAGCGGGAGGCUGAGCAGCGGGCUGCUCUGGCGCGGCUGGCAGGGCAGCUGGAGUCCAUGAGUGAUGUGGAAGAGCUGACCGCACUGCUGCGAGGUGCAGCUGAGUAUGAGGAACGCAAGCUGAUCCGAGCUGCCAUCCGCCGUGUAAGGGCCCAGGAAAUCGAGGCCGCCACCUUGGCUGGCAGGUUGUGCAGCGGACGUCCCAACAGUGGCUCAAGAGAAGACAGCAAGGGGCGGGCAGCGCACAGACUAGAACGGUGUGAGGUACCAGAACGAGAGGAACGGGAGCAGCAGGGAGAGGUCGUAGAACCAACCCCAACCCCUGAGCGCUCCAGCCGGGAUGUCACCACAGUGACACUCCUGGUGCGGGCCCCACCUGGGGGCACAAGCAGCCCUGCCUCACCAGUCAGUUCACCCACCACUGCCCCUCCUGAGCCUCCACUGGAGCCUGCCAAGGCCCAGUGUCUGGCUGCUGAGGCUGCAGGCAGCUCCGAGCCACCCCCAAGCCUGCCCACAGCCGCCAGCCCUGAGCCCCAGGAGCCACCAGCAACCCCCAGCACUGAGAGGCAGAUGGCCAACAAGCUCCUGCCUGGCCCCACAGAACCCCCCGUUGCCCAAGGUCCCACCAAAGGUCCCUCCGACACAAGGAGAGCAGACUUGGCUGGACCCCGUGCCUGCCAACGCUCCCUGUCUGUGCUCAGUCCCCGCCAGCCAACUCAGAACCGAGAGCCCACCCCCCUUGCCAGCGGACCUUCCCCGUUCCAGCGGGCUGGUUCCGUUCGGGACCGCGUGCUCAAGUUCACAUCUGAUUCUCCUAUGGCUGCUGGGCUCCAGGAUGGCCCACCCCGGGCAGCCUUAGGUCCCUCGACCCCAGCAAGGCUCCUGGGCCCCUCCCACAUCAGCACCACCCCUGCCUCCUCCUCCAGGAGCUCCUCCUCACAGGGCACCAGGGACGCCUCCUCCCGGGUCAGCAAGGAGCCGCGAGGAACAGCCCGGCCCCUGGCCCAGCUUCAGAACUCCCCCGGGGAGGAGGGCCUAGGGGGGCGGGGCUUGGCCACUAGGCCCCUUGAAAACGGAGCAGGGGGGCCCAUUGCCUGCUCAGAGGAGCCCAGUGCCCCGCUGCCCGUGGCCAUCGGCACUGCCGAGCCAGGGGCCAGUAUGAAGACCACAUUCACCAUCGAGAUCAAGGAUGGCCGGGGCCAGGCCUCCACGGGCCGAGUGCUGCUGCCCACAGGCAACCAAAGGGCAGAACUCACGCUGGGGCUGCGGGCGCCUCCCACCAUCUUCAGCAGCAGCGGGGGAAAGAGCACCAUCACCCAUAUCAGCAGCCCUGGGACCCUGGCCCAGCUGGGCAGUGUCACCCAUGUCACCAGCUUCAGUCAUGUGCCCCCCAGUAGCCAGGGGGGCUGCAGUAUUAAGGCCAGCUACAAAGACUCUGACACUGCCAGCCAGAGGCAGCAGUCCCUACCACUAUUCCCAUCGUCACCCCGCCAUAGAGCCCCCGCCAUCAUGCCGGGGGUGCCGGGGCCCGGGUCUGAGCUGGCUGCAGCCCUCGAGGAGCGACUGGGCCUAGCGCUGGAGGAGCUGCGGGCAGUGGCGGAGGCAGGCCGGGCAGCAGUGACCCAGGCAGCUGAGGCAGCCGCCUCAGCCAUGGAGCCAGUGGCCCGGGCAGCUGAAGAGCUGCGGGCAGAGGCCUCAACACUGAGCCGGCGGCUGGAUGCCCUGGGCAGGCAGGUGGAGGUGCUAAGCCUGCGGCUGGGGGUCCCACUUGUGCCUGACCUUGAGCCUGAGCUGGAGCCCAGUGAGCUGCUCCUAGCCACUGCCGACCCCGAGGCCCUCUUCCAGGCAGCCGAGGAUGCUGGGACCCCCGUGGCCCACCCUCCUGCCUUCAGCACCCGCCGCCGCUCCUCUGUUGGCCCUGCCCGAAGCAGCAGUCUCAUGGAGCCGGAGCCGGCAGAGCCCCCUUCUGCAGCAGUGGAAGUAGCCAAUGGUGCCGAGCAGACCCGGUUGGACAAAGCGCCAGAGAGGCGGAGCCCACUGAGUGCUGCAGAGCUGAUGGCCGUCGAGGAUGAGGGUGUGCUGGACAAGAUGCUGGAUCGGACUACAGACUUUGAGGAGCGGAAGCUUAUCCGAGCUGCCCUCCGUGAGCUCCGACAAAGGAAGAGAGACCAGAGGGACAAGGAACGGGAGCGGCGGCUGCAAGAGGCACGGACCCGGCCAGGGGAAGGCCGUAGCAACAUGGCCACCGAGACCACCAUGCAGCGCAGCCAGCGGGCAGCCGACGGCUCAGCUGUCAGCACUGUCACCAAGACUGAGCGGCUUGUCCACUCCAAUGAUGGCACUCGGACAGCCCGCACCACCACAGUGGAGUCGAGUUUCGUGAGGCGCUCGGAGAAUGGUGGCGGCAGCACCAUGGUGCAAACCAAGACUUUCUCCUCAUCGUCAUCCAAAAAGAUGGGCAGUAUCUUCGACCGCGAGGACGAGGUCAGCCCACGGCCUGGCAGCCUAGCGGCACUUGAAAAACGCCAGGCAGAGAAGAAGAAAGAGUUGAUGAAGGCGCAGAGCUUGCCCAAGACGUCGGCUUCCCAGGCACGCAAGGCCAUGAUUGAGAAGCUGGAGAAGGAAGGCGCUGCGGGCAGCCCUGGCGGACCCCGCACAGGCAUACAGCGCUCCACCAGCUUCGGGGUCCCCAAUGCCAACAGCAUCAAGCAGAUGUUGCUGGACUGGUGCCGAGCCAAGACUCGAGGCUACGAGCAUGUGGACAUCCAGAACUUCUCCUCGAGUUGGAGUGAUGGCAUGGCCUUCUGUGCCCUGGUGCACAACUUCUUCCCGGAGGCCUUCGACUAUGGGCAGCUCAGCCCACAGAACCGGCGCCAGAACUUCGAGGUGGCCUUUUCAUCUGCUGAGACCCAUGCGGACUGCCCGCAGCUCCUGGACACAGAGGACAUGGUGCGGCUUCGAGAGCCUGACUGGAAGUGCGUGUACACGUACAUCCAGGAGUUCUACCGCUGUCUGGUCCAGAAGGGGCUGGUAAAAACCAAAAAGUCCUAACCCCUGCUCGGGGCCCCACGGAUGCUGGUGGACUGCGUGCCCCUGGUGGAGGUGGAGGACAUGAUGAUCAUGGGCAAGAAGCCCGACCCCAAGUGCGUCUUCACCUAUGUGCAGUCGCUCUACAAUCACCUGAGGCGCCACGAGCUGCGCCUGCGCGGCAAGAAUGUCUAGCCUUCCCGCCCGCAUGGCCCGUCUGCAGCAAGCUGCCGCACCAUCCAGGCACCAUCUCCUCCUUGUUCUUCUGCCCACCGCUGCCUUGUCUGUUGCGACACCCUCCCCCGCCUACACAUGCAGCGUUUUGAUAAAUUAUUGGUUUUCAACGA